Messenger RNA from Hordeum vulgare subsp. vulgare (domesticated barley), 1715 nucleotides. Its product is annotated as cytochrome P450 89A2-like. Lineage: Eukaryota; Viridiplantae; Streptophyta; Magnoliopsida; Poales; Poaceae. The transcript has a single exon. Gene Ontology annotation, cellular component: membrane. Bases 44 to 1570 code for a protein of 508 amino acids. Gene Ontology annotation, molecular function: heme binding; oxidoreductase activity, acting on paired donors, with incorporation or reduction of molecular oxygen, NAD(P)H as one donor, and incorporation of one atom of oxygen; iron ion binding. The record is from RefSeq and is a predicted model, not a curated record.
UCGAAAACCCUAAACCCAGAGCUAGUCGAUCGAUCUGCGCCCCAUGGAGACGUCGCUCCUCAUCGCCGGCGCCCUCCUCGUCCUGUCUCUCCUCGUCCUGCUCCGCAAUGCCGCCACCCGACGUCGCCUCCCGCCGGGCCCGCCGGCGUUGCCGCUGUUCGGCAACCUGCUCUGGCUGCGCAACUCCGCGUCCGACGUGGAGCCCCUCCUCCUCGGCCUCUUCAAGAAGUACGGCCCCAUCGUGACGCUCCGGAUCGGGUCGCGGCUGUCCGUCUUCGUGGCCGACCGGCACCUCGCGCACAAGGCCCUCGUCGGCGCCGGCGUGGCGCUGGCCGACCGGCCGCGGGCCGCCACCAGCUCGCUCCUCGGCGUGACCGACAACAUCAUCACCCGCGCCAACUACGGGCCCGUGUGGCGGCUCCUGCGCCGCAACCUCGUCUCCGAGACGCUCCACCCCAGCCGCGUCAAGCUGUUCGCGCCGGCGCGCGCCUGGGUACGCCGCGUGCUCAUGGAGAAGCUGCGGGAGGAGGACACGCCCGACGUCAUGGAGGCGUUCCAGUACACCAUGUUCUGCCUGCUCGUGCUCAUGUGCUUCGGCGAGCGUCUGGACGAGCCCGCGGUGCGCGCCAUCGAGAACGCCGAGCGCGCCUGGCUGCUCUACAUCUCCAGGAAGCUCACCGUCUUCUUCUUCCUCCCGUCCGUCACCAAGCACCUCUUCCGCGACCGCCUCCGGGUCGCGCACGCCCUGCGGAUGCGGCAGAGGGAGCUCUUCGUGCCGCUCAUCCAGGCGCGGCGGGAGUACAAGCGGCUGAUCAGCGAGGGCCAGGCGCCGACCAAGGAGACCACGUUCGAGCACUCGUACGUGGACACGCUGCUCGACGUCACGCUCCCCGAGGAGGGCAACCGCCCGCUCACCGACGACGAGAUCGUGGCGCUCUGCUCCGAGUUCCUCAACGCCGGCACAGACACCACCUCCACCGGUCUGCAGUGGAUCAUGGCCGAGCUGGUCAAGAACCCGGCCGUGCAGGACAAGCUCUACGACGAAAUCAAGGCCACUUGCGGAUCCGACGAGGGGGAACUCCCGGAGGACAAGAUCGACCCCGUCACCAUGCCGUACCUCAAGGCGGUGAUCCUGGAGGGCCUGCGCAAGCACCCGCCGGGACACUUCGUGCUGCCGCACAAGGCGGCGCAGGACAUGGACGUGGGCGGGUACCUGAUCCCCAAGGGCACGACGGUGAACUUCAUGGUGGCGGAGAUGGGCAGGGACGAGGGGACGUGGGAGAAGGCCAUGGAGUUCGCGCCGGAGCGGUUCCUGGAGGAGGGCGACAAGCUGGCGGCGGUGGACCUGUACGGCAGCAAGGGGAUCAAGAUGAUGCCGUUCGGCGUGGGCCGGAGGAUCUGCGCCGGCCUGAGCAUCGCCAUGCUGCACCUGGAGUACUUCGUGGCCAACAUGGUGAAGGAGUUCGAGUGGAAGGAGGUGGCUGGCCACGAGGUGGACUUCGCCGAGAAGCGCGAGUUCACCACCGUCAUGGCCAACCCGCUGCGCCCGCGCCUUGUGCCUAGGAACUGAAAAACCCAGUUUACCUUCUUUUUACGAGGUUUUUUAGAUAAGAUGUUUGAGUGUGUGAUUAGAUUAUCAUGAUGAACAAUUCUAGCUAGUUUAAGAAAAGGAGCAAUGUUUGCUUAGAUAAAUGUUUAGAGCUAACAAGGAACAU